Teleopsis dalmanni is the source of this 1582-nucleotide messenger RNA. It is a transcript of the gene cad, whose product is annotated as homeotic protein caudal. The coding region runs from base 75 to 1235 and encodes 386 amino acids. NCBI's taxonomy places the organism in Eukaryota, Metazoa, Arthropoda, Insecta, Diptera, Diopsidae. The record is from RefSeq and is a predicted model, not a curated record. Gene Ontology annotation, cellular component: nucleus. Gene Ontology annotation, molecular function: DNA-binding transcription factor activity, RNA polymerase II-specific; RNA polymerase II transcription regulatory region sequence-specific DNA binding. Gene Ontology annotation, biological process: embryo development; anterior/posterior axis specification; regulation of transcription by RNA polymerase II. The transcript has 2 exons.
UAACAAUAUAUAGCAUAAAUAUAUUUUAAAAAAUAUUUAACUACUUUAACUAAGCAACUCUAAAAGCAUUUAAAAUGGUUUCAUAUUACAACGCAUUGCCAUAUACGCAAAAGCACAGUGCGGCCAAUUUGCCCUAUCCCGGUAGUCAGUCAUGGCAAUGGGCUGCAAACUAUCACACGACUCCAAAUCAUCAAUUCGAUAUGGAUCGACAUGAAAUGUACUAUAAUCAUCAUAUGCUGCAUUCAGUUGUUACCCCGGCUUCAGAUUGGCAUUCACCAACUUCCUCGGAUAAUUUUACGCAAAAUGCGCCAAGUGCGCAUCAAAUCUUGCAUCAGCAAUCAUAUUUUAACAGCGGUGGCCCUAAUGGCACUGGCGGUAGUGGAAGCGGUAAUGGCAGCGGUUCAAGUAAUUCCACUGCUUCCGGCAGCAGCAGCUCAACAACGGCAGGUCCAGCAUCGACUAACACGCAAUUGAAUGAAACAGCUAGUAGUAUUGGUGAGCAACACAUCGCCGAAGGUUUACCAUCACCUCCAAUAACAGUAUCUGGUAGUGAAAUAUCAAGCCCUGGUGCUCCUGCAUCUUCUUCGUCACCACAUCAUGUAACACAUCAUUCAAAUAACAACACAAGCCCAACAACAGCCAACAAUAACAAUAAUAGUAGCAUUCAUAACAACAACAAUCGGACAUCACCAGUUAAGGCGCAAUAUUAUGAUUGGAUGAAAAAACCAUCUUACCCAGCUCAACCUACACCAGGUAAAACUCGCACAAAAGAUAAGUAUCGUGUUGUUUAUACAGACUUUCAACGCUUGGAACUUGAAAAGGAGUAUUGCACAUCACGAUAUAUAACUAUACGUCGCAAAUCGGAGCUGGCUCAAGCGUUAUCGUUAUCUGAACGGCAGGUGAAGAUUUGGUUUCAAAAUAGACGGGCCAAGGAGCGUAAACAAAGCAAGAAAGGCAACGAUCCUACAGUAAUGAGCAGCAUGCAGCAUGGCGACUAUGCAAAUUUGAUUGAUGCAAAAGCCAAAUUGGAUCCAUUACACUUGCAACAUUCACUCCAUUCAAUCAGUCCUAUGGCUAUGAGUAUGCCACCAGCGAUGAAUUUGCAUCACUUCAACAGUCAUCACCAUGCGUUGGCCGUCAGUGCAGCACAUUCACAUCAAUUGCAUCAAUCACCACAUGCGCCCAUGUCGGCCAGUGCCGCCGCAGUGGCGAGCGUUGGUUCAUUAUCGAUGUGACAACCUUACAUGCCACAAAACAAUAGCAACACAUACACGAGCAGCACUUACGAGUACAGCAACAAUACUACUAACAACAAUAUCGAUAAUAGCCACAACGAUAGCACCAUCAUUGGUAACGACCAUAUUGCAACUGGUGCAGACGAGGUUGAUGCAGCGUUUGCUGCAGUUGCUGCAGCAGCUGCUGUUGUCGCUAAUACAAAUAUGCAACAGCGUAGUUAUUGUAAUAAUAUUUGCCAUGCUGCCACUGUUGCAGUCGUUGGUAAUUCUUUAGUUUAGUGUAGGAUUUGUUUUUUGCAGCAACUGCAAUUUUUACAUAAAAUAGUUUUUUUUUUUUUUUCUAAUAG